Messenger RNA from Hibiscus syriacus, 1038 nucleotides. RefSeq lists its product as uncharacterized. The coding region runs from base 1 to 1038 and encodes 345 amino acids. The record is from RefSeq and is a predicted model, not a curated record. Lineage: Eukaryota; Viridiplantae; Streptophyta; Magnoliopsida; Malvales; Malvaceae. The transcript is spliced from 6 exons.
AUGGCCGAGUACAUCUGUUUGUUUCACAAGGAUACUCUAAUUAUAAAACCUCCCAAGAAAUCUCCAUUGUUCUUAAGGACAGUAGUUUUAUUGUUUGCUAUACUGUGUGGUGUUUAUGUCUGUACAGCGUGUUUAAAGCAGUUAAGUACUGUUACCAAGGUCCAAUUUCAGAACAUCCAAGUCAUAGAGAAUCCAACUCCAGAUAGUAACAUUAUCAAACAAGUUGAAGCUCAAAUUCCUACCUUGCACUACCCUAAACCUGAAACUUUUAGCAGGGGUGAAUGCACACAAAAUCCGGUAACAUUCUUUGCCAUAUUGUCGAUGCAGAGAUCUGGAAGUGGAUGGUUUGAGACUUUACUAAAUAGUCAUAUCAAUAUAAGCUCAAAUGGGGAGAUAUUCUUUCCAAUGGAUAGGAGGAAAAACAUUUCAACUAUUAUACUGACUUUAGAAAGAGUUUACAAUUUAGAUUGGUUCAAUAGUGCUUCCAAGAACGAGUGCUCUGCUGCUGUUGGCUUCAAGUGGAUGCUGAAUCAGGGACUGAUGGAGCACCAUAAAGAAAUAGUAGAAUACUUUAAUCAUCGGGGAGUUGCUGUUGUAUUUCUCUUCCGAAGACAUUUGCUUCGAAGAAUGGUUUCUCUGCUUGCGAAUUCAUAUGAUCGCUAUGCCAAGCUAUUAAAUGGAACCCACAAGUCUCAUGUUCAUUCACAAGAAGAGGCGGCUGCUCUUUCAAGAUACAAGCCCAUAAUCAACUCAACAUCAUUAAUAAGUGAUUUGAAAGAAGUAGAGAUGGAUGCUGUCAAGACUAUAAAAUACUUCAAUAGCACCCGUCAUAUGGUUUUGUACUAUGAGGAUCUCAUCACAAACAAUACGAAAUUAGAAGAUGUUCAAGAGUUUCUUGGUCUUCCGAAGAUGGAAUUGACUAGUCGACAGGUUAAAAUUCACAAAGGUCCGUUAUCUGAUUUCGUGAAAAACUGGGAUGAUGUGGUAAAGACAUUAAAUGGGACAGAAUACGUUAGUUUCCUCGAAGCUGACUACUAA